AUGUUUCAAGAAACAUCACUUAUUCUUCCUCUGAUUGGCACAUUAUGCCUAAAUCAGAAACUUAUCCCCACCAAAAUCAUAUCAUUUCAAGUGUGCAUAAUAAAUGGACGCAUCAAUAACAGUAAGGAGAAUUGUAACCAACUGGGUGGGAUCAACCAAACACUUCAUCCACUCAAUAAUAUAAAAGCCAUGAUGAGAGAGGAGUCGACCUUGAGAGGCAUUUCUACACGAAGUUGCUCAAAACUCAAGCGUCCGGGUUUUCCAUGCAAUCAACCAGUAAAAAGAAAAUACCGGUCAGAGCAGACUUGA
Dovyalis caffra is the source of this 309-nucleotide messenger RNA. The record is from the annotation of a GenBank genome assembly. Lineage: Eukaryota; Viridiplantae; Streptophyta; Magnoliopsida; Malpighiales; Salicaceae.